CCGCUCUUCCGCGCCUGGGCGGAGCGCGUCCUCCUGGGCGGGGGGCAGAGCCGGUCCCUGUGGCCCCGGGCGGCCGCUCCCGCGCCCCUCGCCGCCCGCCUGACCCGCGGCGGCCCGAAGGCGCGGCGCCCCGAGCCUGGCCAGGAUGCCCAGCCGCGCCCCAAGAGCCUCCCGGGCGCGGCAAGCGCUCGGUGGCCGCUGCCUGUUGCCGCCGAGGGCGAAGGGCCUAGUGGUUAGAGCCCGGUGGUCCUCCGGCCGCGUCUCCCGUCCGCUCCGCCCAGAAGCCCAGAGAAGAGCCGCCCGCAGAGAAGCGCUGACUCGGGUCCAGGCCAGGGGUUGGUGAAGUCGUGGGGACUCGCCUCCCACCCAUCUCUCCCACUGGGGGCACCAGUGCUUGGGCGCGAUUCACAUCCAGCGUGGCCCGAGUUUGUCUGGGAUUGGGAACUCAGCCUUCGUUCAGAUGUUUGGUGUUCUUGCAGUGCACUCAAAAACAUCUUGGCUUGUUAAAAGGAAAGCCAGCUUAGAUGGUGUGCGAGCUCAGCCCGAGAGUUUAGAAGCCAGAACGGGUGAUGCGGAGGGCAGGUGGAGGGAGGUCUCUUUGCUUCCGUGCGUCUGCUGCCCUGGAUCCGGAUCCGCUGCCUUCGAGGCCAAGAGGAGACCUUCCCGGGUUCUGCUCUUGGUCCAGGUUGCUGAUCUCAGGAGCCGGAAGAAGUGGGGUGGAAGGAAGAAAGGAAGGUGAAAAGAGGAAGCUGGGCUGGCAGACACGUGCAGGGUUGCCUUCCGCCCUGCCUGAGCAGCUCAGGCCAGGUGGUGUCAGUUGCUCUUGGAGAAACGUUCACUCUGCUGCUGCAAGGACAUCUGGAGCAUCUGGAGCCUUGUGUUUUGGCAGGACCCGUGCAGGCCGGUGUUCCUCAUGCUCUUCCCAGGAUGGAGUUUGGCAGCGAGACCUCUCUGGUCCCUUGUGGGCAAGACAAAUACAUUUCAAAGAAUGAGCUCCUGCUACACUUGAAGACGUACAACCUCUACUACGAGGGCCACAACCUGCAGCUUCGGCACCGAGAGGAAGAAGGCGAGUUCAUCGUGGAGGGCCUGCUGAACAUCUCCUGGGGGCUCUGCAGGCCCAUCCGCUUGCAGAUGCAGGACGACAACCAGCGCCUGCGCCCGCCUCCUUCCUCCUCCUCCUGGCACUCUGGCUGCAACCUGGGCGCCCACGGGUCUGUCAUUAAGCCCACGACCUUGCCUGAUAUUCAGGUCACAGAGGCUGAGCCCACAUCCGAAGGGGACGCGACAGAUGGGAAAACAGAGGACAGAGAGUUCAAAGCUCAACUGGAAGAGGUGCCCCAACUGAUGCGGACGCGGAGCGACGUGGGGGUGCGCCGCAGAGGGAACCUUCGCACCCCCAGUGAGCAGCGGCGGAUCAAGCGUCACCGCUUCUCCAUCAACGGGCAUUUCUACAAUCACAAAACCUCAGUGUUCACACCAGCGUAUGGCUCCGUCACGAAUGUCCGUAUCAACAGCACCAUGACUACACCACAAGUUCUGAAGCUGUUACUCAACAAAUUUAAGAUUGAAAACUCAGCAGAAGAAUUUGCUUUGUACAUUGUGCACACCAGUGGAGAGAAGCAGAAGCUCAAGGUCACAGAUUACCCACUGAUUGCCCGGAUUCUGCAGGGGCCAUGUGAACAGGUUUCCAAGGUUUUUUUGAUGGAGAAGGACCAGGUGGAAGAAGUCACAUAUGAUGUUGCUCAGUAUAUUAAAUUUGAAAUGCCUGUUCUAAAGAGCUUUAUCCAAAAACUUGAAGAGGAAGAAGACCGGGAAGUGAAGAAAUUAAGGCACAAGUAUUCGGUGCUACGUAUAAUGAUUGCGCAGCGGCUAGAAGAAAUCUCUGAAGGUCCAGCAACAAUGUAAAGGCUUGCUUUGAAAGACUGCAGCCUCCUGGCCCUGCCAGUCGCCAGCCAGGAACUCUGGAGAGAGAUUUCCUCCAGAAGACUUGCUUCCUUGCUCUUGUGAAGAAGGAUGUUUCUUCUCCCAGGAAAGGCAUCUGAACAAGAGCCGCUUUGAGCACCAUCUUUGCUCCGUCUCCCUUUAACAACAGUGAACUCUGGGAAGAUGGGGAGGAUCCCUCUCAGCACCAAGUGUUGAAAACAGGACAUCUCAGUGUCAGUUCCUUUCGAGCUGAUGCCGGUACUGGAUGAUGAUCCUUGGAACCCGGCCUUCUGGAUGAGAAGUCUCCGGAAGUCAAGUCCGUUUCCUCCACAGAGCAGUUCUUUCCUUCUCAAACCCUUUCAAAUAUUAUCCAGGGUUGGGGAGAGUGGGGAGAAAAGAGACGCUUGAUGGAAAACUAAGUUUUCCCUAAACUUGACUUCUGCAGCUUAGCAGUAGUAAAUAUGGAUCUUUUGUGGAGUCAAAGUAUUAAAAUGCUUUGAAAUUUCCCCAGGCAGCUUCACCUUUUCUACCCCUCCUCACCCAACCGUCCGUGUCUGGCCUUUAUGUUCAUUUCCCCCUCCCACCAUGCUCAUUGCCGUGUUUACAGCGGCUGUGUUGGGUCUGGCACAACUCCUGACCUGGCCCCAGCCUUCUUGGGUCUUCUGAACGGAGCCUUGCCUUCUGUCCACCUUUCCUGCUUGGUCCCCAAGUUCUCUAAAGCAACCUCAAGAGAUGAGGUUGCCUGCCCAACGUAGGAAAUCUGCUCAGUUGUUUUGGUUCAUCAGUCGAGACUCCCCAGCUGGGCACAGGGCGUAGAGCCUCCAGAAAUCAAAAAUAGCAAUAGCGCUGCAACUUAUAUACGGCUCCGUAGUGUUUUAUAGCACUUUCUAAGCGGUUUACAGAGUCGGUGGGUCCUUAUUUCAUUGACCUUGGAAGGAUGGAAAGCUGAGUCAAAAAUACUUCCCUGCCUUUUUUGCCUCUACCUUUCUCCAAGUAGCUGUUCCUUCUCUUCACAUUCACUUGCUAUUCCUGGAUACUUUGAUUCUGAUACGGUACUCAUUUUUGUCCCAGGUUUGUGAAUUCCCAGACUAUAGGGGUGGUGCUGGCUGCUGGCAGCUGGGCUCAGAAGCUUUUGCCCUUUGCAAAUCCUUUUGUAGAGGGGGCCUCUGGCAAGACCAUCGCUCUUCUGCAUCCUUGCUUCUCAUAAAUCCCAAAGCUUUGUGGUGGCUUCUUCUUAAGGGCCCUUAAAGACGCCCUUAAGUUUCCGCUGACUUUGGUCAGGCUCUGGAUACCGUCUGCUGCCACGGACUUUGCAAACUCUUGGCAGGGACAAUGAUGUGGAAUAAUAGAUAAGCAAGCUCGGUUGGUCCUGGCCUUUCGAAAAUGUCCCCUCCACCUUAAAUACCACCUAGGGGUUAUUCUCAGGUUUGCCAGAGCUCAGCAUGGGCUGGCUUUGCACAAAAUGCUGGAUCGAGGCUCACAGCUUGUGCUUCAACUUGUGAGAACCCAGCCAUUGUCUUGUGAGCGAAAUCGUGACCUGUCACCAUAAGAGGGUUUAUAUUGGGCACGGCAUGAGAUACGAAUCUAAUAUUCCUUUUGACCUGGAUUUAGUGUUGUGUGUGAAUUAAGCUAUUGAGUGACCAGGGAUUCUCACUGAGCAUUUCCCCAAACGAUUUGGACUAACUUGUGUGAACGUAGGAUGCCAUCUUCCACUGAGUUACUGCACAGAUUUUGGGUGGAGAGCAUCAGCCUUGGCUGCCGACAGCCCUCCAGAGAGCUGGAAUCUUUCAAAUCUGCCUGGAGACCCCACGGAUUAAUCUUCUCUUUGCAAAGCAAGUGUAUUCAGUGCCCUGCCGGGCUGGAUGAGAUAAAGAAUGUUGCGGUCCAACACAUUGAAGUGCAUCAAUUUUAUAAAGGCCAUACGGAACACAGGAAAUGGGGGGGAAUUAGAUAUGCAACUCCCAUUAAUGGAUUGUUAAAAAGUAGUAAUGAAAAAGAGAAAGGCCUUUUCCCGUUUUUUUCCCUUGAAAAGCUCUUUGGGGAGCUUGGAAGAGUGUAGGUUGGAGCAGGGAAGGAAAGAAGAGCAAAUUUCUCUUACUUGUUACUUUCUGCACUUUCUCCCUUCAAGGACAGGAGAGCUUAAAGGCCUAGCUGUGCAUUCAGGGUUUCCUCUGGAAGGCUGCUGGGGGAAAAAAAUGGAGCAAAAGCGGACGAGGGAAGGAUGCGCCUCGCCCUCUUCAGCGCUUUGUGCCAAGUUUUGCUUCUCCUGUUUACAUGCAAAGGAGAAUCACAGCUUCAGUUUAGACAUUCUUGAGGGCAAGAUUCCUGCAUACGCCUUUCAAUGUUUAGACCAGGGUUUCUCAAACUUGGCAACUCUAAGACAUGUGGACUUCGGCUUCCAGGAAUUCUGGGAGCUGAAGUCCGCCUCUCUUAAAGUUGCCAAGUUGAGAAGAAAUGGCUUAGACCGUUCCUCUGGAAUGAAUCUCACUGGAAGGGGUGACAUUUUUUAAAGACUGCAAUAUUAUGCAGGAUAAAUUUACCAGGAAAUUUAUCCAAGGGAUGUCUGUGGAGUGUUUGUGUGUGUGUGUGCGGGUCUGUCUGUCUUUCUGUCUGUCGAAAAGAGGCACAAUGGUGUGGCUUUAGAUUUUUUGUAACUCCACCCUCCUGAGAGUCCCACAGAAGCCAUGAGACCCCUGCCCAGAUAAAGGCCCUGGGAGCCCCAUGUCUAUUUCCACUAGCUCGCCUUCUAACAUCACUUUACUCCUAAAUUGCACUAGACUGUGGAAACUUCAGAAAAAAACCCAAUCUUUUCUAUCCAUUCCUCUCCUAACUAACCUCCUCACAUCACUGUACUCCUAAAUUUCACUCGAUUGAUUGUGAAAUGUCUGAAAACCCCCAACAUAGAUAAAUCUAGUGAAAUUCAAGAGUAGAAUGAUAGGAGUAAAGUGAUAUAGAUAUAUAUGUCAAAUAUCACAUGCACAGGAAAGUUACAGCAAUAAUUUGUACAGAAAUGUCUUCCCCCCUUUAUUUGAAGAGAUUUAAGAACAAAGCAGCACAAACAAAAUUCAGCAUCUUUCAAGGAAAUGGUUUGGAAGCGACUCCAGACAUUCCUUCAGGGGCUGAAUAGCACAAAGCUAGUUGUAGCCAGUCGUGAUCCGCAUGCUCCUUGUAGUCCAAAUGUACACUCGUGUCCUUUGUUUCGUUUAGGUCUGGAGAUACCUAAAUACCUGGAGAUAGUGUGUAUUGGGCAAUGGGGUGAACAUUUCUUUUUUUCUAAUAAAAUUUGUGUCGUCUGGUGUAUGAAGAAACAAUUGUGUCUCAAAUUCUUAAUAAAAUGACAAUUUGGCAGUGUAAAA
Messenger RNA from Crotalus tigris (Tiger rattlesnake), 5282 nucleotides. RefSeq names its product Ras association domain family member 2 (gene RASSF2). The coding region runs from base 928 to 1908 and encodes 326 amino acids. Gene Ontology annotation, biological process: signal transduction; positive regulation of protein kinase activity; regulation of non-canonical NF-kappaB signal transduction. The transcript has 11 exons. Gene Ontology annotation, cellular component: nucleus; cytoplasm. The record is from RefSeq and is a predicted model, not a curated record. Lineage: Eukaryota; Metazoa; Chordata; Lepidosauria; Squamata; Viperidae.